Messenger RNA from Adineta steineri, 1857 nucleotides. Lineage: Eukaryota; Metazoa; Rotifera; Eurotatoria; Adinetida; Adinetidae. The record is from the annotation of a GenBank genome assembly.
AUGAGUAGUUCAGUUCAAUGUUCUCCUUCAACAUCUUCGGAUGUGGUUCUUCUACCUCAUCCAUUAAAUCAUGUCAAUCAUAAUCAUACAGAAACAUCUUCGACUACAAAAUCACGUAAACGAACUCGUUCACCAAGUUUAACACGAGAUGAUAACAAUGAAACAAAUCAUUCACCGACAGCUACAGAUACACCAACAAAAAAAAGUCGAAAAAAACGAAAUACUACAGAUAUUGAUCAAAGUUUAGGCACGCAUUUAUCAGCAGAUAAAUUAUAUAUUUAUCAAUGGCCAAUAGAUCAACCACAUGCUGAUUCACAUGUAUUACAAGAACAAAUUUGUGAUUAUUUAUCACUUAAAUCAUUUAAAAGAAAAUAUCCUGAUAUUACUCGAAGAAUUGUUGAUUUACACGAAAGAGAAUAUUUAAAAUCACUAAAUGUUGUUAGUGAAACACAAUGUGAUCUAGGUUUAACAGCACUUAAACUCGAUGAAGUACUACAACUAAUGUCAAUAGAUUAUCCAGAAAAAUAUCAUCAAUUUAAUCAUGUAUGGCAACAAAAACGUCGUACACUCUUGCAAACACAUAAUACAAAUAAUCAUAAUACUGGUACUACUUCUACUCUUUUAUCCGCAUCUAUUUCAAAUCACUUAUCAUUAACAUCGUCGACAUUUACUGCUUCAUCAUCAAAUUCAUUAGAUAAUGGAGAUAAAAAUCGUCCCUCUAAAUUACCUAAUAUAGUCCGACCAGAUUUAAUACGUUCAACAGUUGAAUACAAUACUCAAUUACAACGAGAACGACGUCAUGAUCGCAAAGCAUGUUUUGAUCUUCAAACUAUGCAAAUACAUUAUCCAGCUAAUCGACAAUAUCGUUUACCAUCUCAUUUAACUAGAAUUGGUUCUUAUCCAUUAGCACUUGUACCUGGACAAUUUCAAGAUUCAUAUAUAAAAUAUGAGUCCGAAGAACUUAAAUAUAUGCCUGUUAAUACAGCACUUUAUUAUUAUCCAAAACCACUUUCACUUGUUCAUACUGAACGAUUUUCACAGCAGGGAGCAUCAAGCGAUGAAGAAGAGGAAGGUACUUCAACAACUCGUCCAAUUAUUUCAAAUGUAUCAACACCACAAUCACCUUCAAUAGUCAAUGGAAUCGGUGCUAAUAGUAAUAAUAUAACAUCAAUACGUAUUACAAAACCAUCGACACCGAUUUCAGUGAACAGUCAUUCAAAUAUAUGUCAUACGUGUAAAUCAACAAAUGAUGAAAAUGAUGAAGAAUUAGUCGCAUGUACUAGUUGUCAACAUCGAUUUCAUCCAGCUUGUCUGGAUGCUAGUAGUGAAAUGUUAACUAUAAUUAAAACAUAUCCAUGGCAAUGUAUUGAUUGUAAAAGUUGUGCAAAAUGUAACAAAACACAUGAUGAAGCUAAUAUGAUGUUUUGUGAUCGAUGUGAUCGUGGUUAUCAUUCUUAUUGUGUUGGUUUAGAAGCUAUCCCAGAUGGAUCAUGGCAAUGUUCAGCGUGUGAUCCUCCUGCAUCGACUUCGCCAGCUAUUAAAGGAAAACGUGGUCGACCUUCUAAUAGCAGUCGUUCAUCUCCCCGUCAACAAUCAUCAAUAAAUUCUCCUAAAUCAGAAAUCGUUCCUACGCGUGUAUCAUCUCGUCGUAGUCAUAAAAUUGUAUCAACGCCAUUAUCUCCAUCAAAUAACACGAAUCAUUCCUCAAAUUCUUCUUCAACUGAUGUACAAUCUACUGCGAACAGUCCUUCUAUGAAUCUCGUUCUGACUCGUCAUCAACAACAAUGGACUACAAUUCCUAGUAAUAAUAAUAAUAAUAAUAAUAAUAAUACAAUUAUAUCAACUAAUCAAAGAUAG